AUGGAAAAAUAUCUCGGAAAAAAAUAUAAAUUGAAAUCAUCGGACAACUUUGAGGAAUAUCUCAAAUUUAUUGAGGUGGGCCUAUUAUCACGGAAGCUGGUGACUUCACUGUCUCCAGUCAGUGUGCUGACCAAAAACGAAGAUGGCUCAUACUCUCUUACAAUGAUAACUCCGAUACGGAAGGUUGUCAUUACCUUCCAACUCGGAGUGGAAUUCCAGGAGGACAGACCAGAUGGUAUCAAAGUGAGUUUAUCCGACGAGAGAGUAGAAUCUUUCGCCUCACUCAACCAAAAACAGUCCCUUCAAAAGGAUGGCGAUGACUACGUCCUGAUCUACGACAAUCCUGAUGGUCAGAGAGUCAUUAAGUUCAAGAAUGGAGUUGAGUUCGACGAGGAGGUCACUCCUAACUGUAUUUCUUCGGCAGACAAGACAACAUUUAAAAUGGAUUUUCUUGGUAAAACCUACAUCAAAGAAAAAGAUGAGAAUUUCAAAGAAUUUUUGGUGAGUUUAGGUGUGGCUGAGGAAAAAGUAAACGCUCUUGUCUCUUUUGAUCAAAAAAAUUGCCUUAAAAAGGAUGGUGAUGACUAUCUCAUGAUCUUCAACAAUCCUGAUGGUGAAAAGGUGCUUAAAUUCAAGAAUGGAGUUGAAUUCAACGAGGAGAUCGCUCCUAAUGUUAAUUCAAAAACGACAUUCACCCUUGAUGGCAACGUUCUUCAUCAAGUGCAAAACUUGGGGCUUUGUAUUAUAAACAUUAAAAGGGAAUUCUCUGCCGACCAACUCAUCAUGACGAUCACAACAAACUUAUGGGACGGCACUGCACGCAGAUAUAUGAAACCAGUCUAA
Molecule: messenger RNA, 843 nt
Organism: Danaus chrysippus (African queen)
Lineage: Eukaryota; Metazoa; Arthropoda; Insecta; Lepidoptera; Nymphalidae
Source: the annotation of a GenBank genome assembly